Paramisgurnus dabryanus is the source of this 882-nucleotide messenger RNA. Its product is annotated as fucolectin-like. The record is from RefSeq and is a predicted model, not a curated record. Lineage: Eukaryota; Metazoa; Chordata; Actinopteri; Cypriniformes; Cobitidae.
GUGAGGAGAAUGAAAUUCAUGCAGACAGAGGAUUGAUUGGAGAGUAAAGAAGAGAAUAAGGAGAGAUACUGAGUGAAAUCUUCAUAUCUAACUCUACACAGGAUCUAUAGAAAGUCAGAGAUGGAGAAACUCAUUCAACUGAUUUUAGUUUGUGUUCUCAUUUCCAUUCCAGCUAGUUUAGAAGAGAAUUUAGCACGUAGAGGAACGGUCACACAGUCAUCCACAUAUUACGCCUUUGUAGCUCAAAACGCCAUAGAUGGUUUAAGAUAUGGAUCAGGUGAAGCUGCAUACUGCUCCAUUACUGAAUAUCAGUUAAGUCCAUGGUGGAGGUUGGAUCUCUUGGAUUAUUAUGAGAUUAGUACAGUAGUCAUCACUGCUAGAUCAGACUGUUGUCCUUAUCAAACCAAUGGAGCAGAGAUUCGUAUUGGAAACUCCACUGAAAACAAUGGAACCAACAAUCCCAUAUGUGCUGUAACUUCAGGUUUUCAGCUUGGUCAAACUAUCAGUUACUCAUGUGGUGUAAUGGUGGGACGUUAUAUAACUGUGGUCAUGACUGGAGGUACAUAUACUCUCACUCUCUGUGAGGUUGAGGUCUAUGAUACAGAGAAUGUAGCACGUCAAGGAACAGUUAUACAAUCAUCCACAUAUUUUGUAGCUCAAAAUGCCAUAGAUGGUAAAAGAUAUGGACCAGGUGAAGCUGCAUACUGCUCCAUUACUGCAUAUCAAAGUGACCCAUGGUGGAGGUUGGAUCUUCAGUAUAAAUAUGAGAUUGGCACAGUCAUCAUCACUGCUAGAUCAGAUUGUUGUGUGGCUCAAACCAACGGAGCAGAGAUUCGUAUUGGAAACUCCCUGGAAAACAAUGGAAACAACAAUCCCAGGUAA